AAGAUACAAGCCCACCUGAGGCGCAACCAGCAGCUUUCCACUCCCUGGCCGAGAGAGGCCCCAGAUAAAAUCCCCGUUUGUGCGCUCCGACAAGCAGGUCGUAUCGUAAGUCGAGCCCUGUCUCGCCUCUGGCUUCUCGCAUUUAGCCCUUAGCCUCUGGCCUCGGGCCUCUGGCCUCUCGCGUUGGCCAGGCUUGCCCAAGUUGCCACUAGCGAGCGGGACGAGCGACGUCGAAAAUCAGCUGGGCGACAAACAAGGCGGGCGAUGGAUUUUCGCGCGUCAGUCGUCGCCGAGCCUCCCGGCGAUGAUUCCGCGUCGCCGAUCCACGCCCUCUCCGACGACCUUCUCACCUCCAUUCUCCGUCAAGUCCUAGCCGCCGAUUCUACUAGCGCAUCCGAUACAAGCACACCCGAUAUAAGCGCCAGCGAUUCCCGCCCGUCCUACCAGGCGGCUCUGGUCUGCAAGCGCUGGUCGCGCGUUGCGCCGCUCGCGCUCACCUCCCUCGCCGUCCGCUCCGCCUCCGCCGCCCCCUCCGCCUUCCCCCCCGCCUACUCUACCCCCAAGCGCGAGCUCCUCUCCCGCCGCCUCGAGCAGGCGCUUCUUAAAUUCCCGAACCUGACUCGCCUGCAUCUCGACAGCCACACGAUCGACUUCAUCGACGAUCGCUUCCUGCGCGCGUUAGGCUCGGCAUGCCCGAACCUCAAGUACCUCUUCCUCGGCAAGGUUCGCCUGCCGGUUCGGCAGCCGCUGGUGGACGCGGUGAGCGAGGCCGGCCUCGCGAGCGUGUUUCGCGGGUGCCGGCGGCUCGAGGAGGUGUGCGUGCACUGCGCGCCGAACAUCAAGUCGCUCCCCGCGUCGCUCCUCGAUCUCUCCGCGCUGCGACUGCUGCAGCUCGAAGCGCCGAGCCUGAAGGUCCUCCCGGUGGUUUCCCCGGGGAGAUUAAGAUCGCUCCGCGAUUUGCGGCUGCUGUCAUGCAACGCGCUGCCGUGUCUGCCGGACUCGCUAGGGGACCUCGCGGGUCUCACGCAUCUGCGCAUCGAGAAAUCGGACAAUUUGGAGCAGUUGCCGGAUUCGUUAUGCGACCUGCAGCUGCUGGACGUCCUCGUUAUAAGCUCCUGCUACUGGCUCACGUCGCUGCCCGACGAUCUCGGGCAGCUGCCGUGCCUGCGCGUGCUGGAGCUGGACGGCUGCGGCGGGUUGUUAGAGCUGCCCGGCUCGCUGCCGCAGCUGCAUUGCCUCGAACGACUCGUUAUAAGCCGAUGCGGUAAUCUUACACUGCUGCCCGAAGAUAUCGGGCAGCUACCGCUCCUACGCGAGUUGGAAAUCAGCAAGUGCAAUCGCCUGGUCGGCCUCCCGCCCUCCCUGCCCGAUCUAGCCGAGCUCGAGUUCCUGGAAGUUUCCGACUGCUCGCGUCUAGAGUCACUACCCGACGACCUAGGCCGCUUAUCCGUCCUUAAAACCCUGCGCCUCGCGUCGCUUCCUAAUCUUACCUCCCUGCCCGAAACCCUAGACCAGCUGACGUGUCUGCGGGAGCUCCAAUUGGAAGACAUCGACCAUCUUUUGGGCCUGCCCGAACCAGUAACGAGUCUCGGGCAGCUGGAAAAACUUGUUCUCGGGCUCAGCUGCUCGCCGUGCCUGCCCGAAACCCUAGGCGCGCUGACCCGUCUGAGGGAGCUGCAGCUGCGGCAGUGUAGCGGGCUAACGAGUCUGCCUGUAGCCAUGCGAGGGAUGACGCGGCUAGAGCGGCUGGUAGUGGAGGGGUGCGAGGAACUGGUUACAUUGCGGUUACCGGAGCGGAGCAGGGACAGGGAAUCGUGGGAAAGUGCGGAAGCGGCAGGGGCAGGUUCAGGAAGUGGCGGGGAAGGAAGGGCAGCUGAGCAGCGGGAGCACAGGCAGUGGCGUGAGCAGCAGGGGCGGCAGCAGGAGGUGGGCGUGAUUGCUGCGGCUGGCGUCGCACCACCUGUAGGCACUGUCACAGACGGACUCAGUCGUCUCUCUCUCGUCAACGGAUCCCUCCAUUCCGCCUCCCCCCUCCACCUCUCCCCCCCUUCCCACAGCUCUCCCCCCCUCCACUCUUCUCCCCCCCUCCCCCCCUCUCCCCGUCUCCGCGCCCUCUUCCUCAUGGGUUGUGUCGCCCUGCGCGCCCUCCCCGCCUCACUGACCGCCCUGGCUGCGCUGGAGCGGCUGGUGGUAACCAGGUGCACGGCGUUACAGUGGGCGCCGGGGGACGUGGCUGGGAUGCACGGGCUGCGGGAGCUGAGGCUGGAUGGGUGCAGAGCGGUGCUGCUGCCACCGUCGCUGGCGUGCUUGGGGCGAUUGGAGAAGCUGAUUGUAGUGAGUAAUGGGUGUAGCGGGAGCGGCGUGGGGGCGGAAGUGGGGGAGUUAAUAGACGGCACUAGCGGUGGUGAAAGGGAGGGCGACAGCAGAGAGCACAGCAGCCGAACUUGUCUGUCACCAGCCGGGAGGGACACAAGAGUUGGCACUGUGGCAGAUAGGAGCAGUAGGAGCAGCAGCAGCACCAACAGCAGCACAAAUAGCAGCAGCGAUACCAGUAACAGUGGCAGUAGCAGUAGCAGUAGCAGUAGCAACAGUGUCAGCAGCAACAGCCUCAGCAGUAACAGUGGCGUUAGCCGUAUCAGCGCCCUGAGUGGUAAUUGCCACGGGUCUUCAGGCAUAAGCGUCAGCAGCAGCGCGAGCAGAAAUGGAGCCAGCAACGGAUUCAUUGUAACAGAGUUACACUCACAGCUGCAAUCGCCCGCCUCGCUCGAUACUCCAUCUGCCGUUGUCCCAUCCUCUGCAACUGAUUGCUCCUCCUCUGCCUCUCACCCACUCUCUUCCGUUCUCCCCUCGCCGCCCCUCUCUCUCCCCUCCCAGCCCAUCUCCGCCCAGCCCCUCCCAUCCGAGCCCCUCUCUCUCCCCUCGCAGCCCCUCUCUCUCCCCCCCGCCAUGGGCCAGCUGGCCCAGCUGCGGGAGCUGGAGGUGAGCGGCUUCGACUCCCUCUCCGCCCUGCCGCCCUCCCUUGCCUCGCUGUCGCGCCUCACCCGCCUCUGCCUCACCGGAUCCAUCAAGCUCGCUUCCCUCCCUGACCCCCCCUGUGAUGGCGUUGGUGUAGCUAAAAAGUCCACCUCAUCCACCUCUUCUUCCUCCCCCCCUCCUCCUCCUCUGCAUCCUCCUCUUCUUCCCUCUCUCCCAUCCCUCCCGCCACUCCCUCUCCCCCCCCCGGCUCCUUCUUCCUCCACCUCACCAACCUUCGCGACCUCCAGCUAGACUCCUGCCUCUCCCUCUCCUCCCUCCCCUCCUCCCUCUCCUCUCUCUCCUCCCUGCACCGCCUGCACCUUGCCUUCUGCUCCUCCCUCUCCGCCCUCCCCCCCGCCUCUCCUCCCUCUCCCACCUCCGCUUCCUCAACCUCCAGGAAUGCAUCUCCCUCACCUCCCUCCCCCCCUCCCUCUCCUCCCUUGUCCGCCUAGAAGGGCUCUACCUCAAGGGGUGCAUUCAGCUGAAGAGCCUUCCAGAGGACAUUGGCCAUUUGCCGAGACUAAGGGAGCUGGAUCUGAGGGACUGUGAGGGGCUGCUGGCCCUGCCAGGGUCUAUCACACUCCUUACGGGGCUCAAGUGGCUGGAUAUCUUUGGGUGUAGCCGUCUGGAGAAGGACUCGGUGCCUGGGAGGAUUGGCCAAGCUACCAUCUAUAGGAGCUGAUGUGUUUGACGGUUGCACGCGGGCCCUGUUAGGGUCUAUCAUUAGUCUGGGGGCUCAUGUCACUCUGUUUCGGGAGGAUCGUCUAAAGUGAUUGGAUAUAUUUGGGUGUAGCAGUUUGGGUAAGGAAGGACUCGGUUCCUGGGUGGAUUUGAGGGGGGAGCGGGGUAUUCUAAAGGAGCUGGCGUGUCUGACGGUUGCAUGCGGACUCUGCCAGGGUCUAUCAUCUACCAUAUCUGGGGUCUCAUGUCACGUCACUCAAGUGGUUGAAUAUCAUUGGGUGUAGUAGUCUGGGCAAGGACUCUUCCCCUGUUAGGAUUGGCCAGACCACUAUCUAUAGGAGCUGGUGCAACUGGGAGCCAGGUGGUGCCCCUUAAGGAUAUGCCGCGAUGCUGCAUGGGCAGGGGGGUUCGGGUUUAGUCUGAAACCUGUAUAAGAGUAUAGACAAUGAUGCAGAAUGAGGGACCCUGAGUGGAGUGGUUUACCAUUUGUAGCAAGCCCAUUCUUUGUAGCACCCGUGAGAUCGAACGUCAGCUACGAUCGUGCUGUUUCGGUUCGGCUUGCUUUGUCAUAAGCUUUGCCUUGCCACUC
Messenger RNA from Closterium sp. NIES-67, 4285 nucleotides. Lineage: Eukaryota; Viridiplantae; Streptophyta; Zygnematophyceae; Desmidiales; Closteriaceae. The record is from the annotation of a GenBank genome assembly.